UCGUGAGAUGAGGGAUCUGUCAACAACGAUUGCUUAAUGUGGCUCACCACCUGCACAGACAGGUAAAUGAGUCUUUUGCCAACCUACAAAACUUUCUACCUGAUAUUCUGGAGAUAAUAAUUCGACAAGUUACCGGUUAAACGGAUGCUUGGAAGUAAACGGAAGCGUCAUCUCCAAGAUGGAGCUAAACGCUGCAAAGUAAGUCAGGAGUCAUGAAGCAGUUUUAUCACUACAGCUGGAUUACAUGGAAUGAAGGACCUUUACUUUGAACUGUUUUUUCUGUCUUUUUCUCUUUUUUCUUUUUUCUUUUUACUUUCUAAAUUGAUUCAGCAAUAUUUUCCUCGGGGAUUUGGAGUAUGUACGGUAUGUCAGUUAAAAUAAGGAUCCUAUUAUCAGAAGGACUGCAUGUAGAGGCGCAGCGGUCCCCAUGACAAACAGAUGGGAACUAGCAGCAUUUGGGUAGCUCUCGUCAGCAUACGACGAUAUGGGCUGAACCAUAUUGUCUACCUGUGUGACAUGUUAACGAUGUCUUUCAAAGACGAUCACUUUUCAAACAGCCUGUCGUCACUUAUACGAAGAAUUCAUAAUCUAAAACAUGUAUCAAGCUGAAUGAAAAACUGAAUUUUCACAAAGUAACUCCCAUGGAUGACUUGGGAACUGCAUCAAAGUAAAAUGCUGCAGUAACAGACAUAGAUAAAAGUGUUCACCAUCAGAUCUGGACUAUCCAAAAAUUGAACCCACCAACAGGAUAGGAAAGCCAGGUUCUAUUUCAGGUAUAGAAAUCAGUGCACACCUGAGUGCGGUGUGUUUAAAAUUGGAAUCUAUAUUGUCUAGAGCAGCUGCAUACUUUAACAACUGCAUGUUACAAGUCUUAUAUUGCUGCGGAGCUUCUUGGUUUGCAUACCAUUUUAUCAAGCGCUCUGGUUGUGUGUGCCCGCUACCUUGACCCUCUGGUUAUAAAUGACAUAUUUUUAGGCGUUAUUACGUGGGAGGUGGGGCUAAUUAGACUAUUUAGCCGCAUAUGUUUGCCUCUCAGACUCAAUGGGAAGACACAUUCUCCUAAAAGGAUUACAGAUGUACCUCCUUCAGACUCUCGGGUUUGCUUGGCUGAUUUUUGGAUUCUCUACUGAUUGUGUUUCUGCCGCAGGAGCAAAUGCAGCCUCCAGAAACGACUGUGGACAAGACUGCAGUGAAACACAGUAUGACACCCAAGAAGCUGCUCGCUCUGGAAACAAAUUUCACCCAGGGGCAAGUCUGUCUUGUUGUGGAAAGGAACCUUACAAUCCUGAAGUAGCAACCUGUUGCAAAGUACAAGACGGAAACAAGGCUUUUGAUAAGGACAAGCAAUUGUGUUGCGGUGCAAGUGAUAAAAAGACGAUUCUGGUGAGAAAUUCCACUUUCCACUGGUGCUGCGGUCACAACCAGUAUGACAACAGGACUCAGUGUUGCUGUGAGAAUAAGGAAGGUGUUCUGGAGGUACAACCUAAGAAUUCAUCUUGCUGCGACAAGAACUCGACUACAGGAGUGCAUCAUGUGGGAAAUCUGCAUUGUGGUCCGAAUGAUAAUAAGAAGAGUCUGGUGAGAAAUUCCAGUUUCCACCAGUGCUGCGGUCACAACCAGUAUGACAACAGGACUCAGUGCUGCUGUGAGAAUAAGGAAGGUGUUCUAGAAGUACAACUGAAGAAUUCAUCUUGCUGUGACAAGAGCUCCACCGCAGGAGUACAUAAUGUAGGAAAUCUGCGUUGUGGUCCGAAUGAUGAUAAGAAGAGUCUGGUGAGGAAUUCCAGUUUCCACCAGUGCUGCGGUCACAACCAGUAUGACAACAGGACUCAGUGCUGCUGUGAGAAUAAGGAAGGUGUUCUAGAGGUGCAACCGAAGAAUUCAUCUUGCUGUGACAAGAACUCCACUACAGGAGUGCAUCAUGUGGGAAAUCUGCAUUGUGGUCCGAAUGAUAAUAAGAAGAGUCUGGUGAGAAAUUCCAGUUUCCACCAGUGCUGCGGUCACAACCAGUAUGACAACAGGACUCAGUGCUGCUGUGAGAAUAAGGAAGGUGUUCUAGAAGUACAACUGAAGAAUUCAUCUUGCUGUGACAAGAGCUCCACCGCAGGAGUACAUAAUGUAGGAAAUCUGCGUUGUGGUCCGAAUGAUGAUAAGAAGAGUCUGGUGAGGAAUUCCAGUUUCCACCAGUGCUGCGGUCACAACCAGUAUGACAACAGGACUCAGUGCUGCUGUGAGAAUAAGGAAGGUGUUCUAGAGGUGCAACCGAAGAAUUCAUCUUGCUGUGACAAGAACUCCACUACAGGAGUGCAUCAUGUGGGAAAUCUGCUUUGUGGUCCGAAUGAUAACAAGAAGAGUCUGGUGAGAAAUUCCAGUUUCCACCAGUGCUGCGGUCACAACCAGUAUGACAACAGGACUCAGUGCUGCUGUGAGAAUAAGGAAGGUGUUCUGGAGGUACAACUGAAGAAUUCAUCUUGCUGUGACAAGAGCUCCACCGCAGGAGUGCAUAAUGUAGGAAAUCUGCGUUGUGGUCCGAAUGAUAAUAAGAAGAGUCUGGUGAGGAAUUCCAGUUUCCACCAGUGCUGCGGUCACAACCAGUAUGACAACAGGACUCAGUGCUGCUGUGAGAAUAAGGAAGGUGUUCUAGAGGUGCAACCGAAGAAUUCAUCUUGCUGUGACAAGAACUCCACUACAGGAGUGCAUCAUGUGGGAAAUCUGCAUUGUGGUCCGAAUGAUAAUAAGAAGAGUCUGGUGAGAAAUUCCAGUUUCCACCAGUGCUGCGGUCACAACCAGUAUGACAACAGGACUCAGUGCUGCUGUGAGAAUAAGGAAGGUGUUCUGGAGGUACAACUGAAGAAUUCAUCUUGCUGUGACAAGAGCUCCACCGCAGGAGUGCAUCAUGUGGGAAAUCUGCUUUGUGGUCCGAAUGAUAACAAGAAGAGUCUGGUGAGAAAUUCCAGUUUCCACCAGUGCUGCGGUCACAACCAGUAUGACAACAGGACUCAGUGCUGCUGUGAGAAUAAGGAAGGUGUUCUGGAGAUACAACCCAAGCAUUCAGAUUGCUGUGCAAAGGAGUCAGUUAAACCUGAAGGUUUUCGACAACUGACACAUAGGCUCCUACACUGUUGCACUGAACCAAACACACAUCUCUGUGGGUCGACAUGUUACAAUCCAAAGACGCAUCGUUGCUGUGAGAGACACCAAAAGCCUUUUUGGUUCUGCGCCUCAGGUAAACGCAAGGCCAGGGUGUAUGACCCACGUAUAGAGGUCUGCUGUGAUGGAUCUGUAUCUCCGUGGAAGCCGUGGAUAGAUCAAUUUCAUGGCAGCCCAGGACAACACUGCUGUGGGACGGAAAUUUACCGGCCUCGUACUGAGAUCUGCUGCAACGGACACAGACACCCCAAAUCAGAAAAUCUUCACUGCUGUGGGGUCAAAGCCUACAACAUUAAAGACCCACAGAUGAAGUGCUGUGCAGGAACACUGUACAAUUUGACAUCAUUAGACAAGCAUGGAGGGGACGCGCAGUGCUGCGGAUCCAUCCUGCAAAAGCCACAGGAUAUUUGCUGCUCAAGCCAGAAAAAAGAGAUGCUUUACUCUGUCAAGACAGGAUUUGGAUGCUGUGGUCACCUCUAUUACAACACCACCCUGUGGUCAUGCUGUGCUGGGAGGCUGAGAUCAAUCCAUGAACCAGGACAGGAUCAGAGAAAGAUGACUCAUGGAUCCAGACUUCUAUCUUUGAAUAAUCUAAACACAAGUGGUCUCUGCAAAGAAAUGUACACUGGGACUGUGGAAAGUGUGUCUGUGAAGAGCGUUGUGUUCAGGAAUGUGCUGAAGGUUCAUGGGAACAACGUGACAGCUCUGCCUUUGCAUUACAUCUUGGACAUAGACGAUCACUGUCAAUCACCUAAACUGUUUCUUGGGAAGACCUACAUCUUUAACAAAGUUAAUGUUUUCACUGAUUUCAACCAUGACUCUGUUCUUCAGUCACUCCAUUUCAUUUUUUCUAAAUGUUCAUCUUAGAUCAUGACUGUCUGAUCUAUGUAUGGUCAGUGAUUAGCUGUUCUCUUGUUUUUGUCUUAGAACAAGUACUCAGUUUUUAUUUACUCAGUGUUGGGUUUCUUACUCUAAAAUAGUACUACACUAAGACUAAUGCCUAGGGGUUUUUUAUCCUCAGAAGAAUGUACUGUUAAAGUACUCAUUACAGGGAUGUUCUCUUACAUAAUGGUCUAUUAACAAUAUAACACUGUAUAACACUGAACCUUAGAAAUGCCCAUUAAUUAGUAAAAACUCUACCCUAAAAGGAAAGACCAUUGAAGCUUAACAUUUGGGCACUUUGCUGGUGUAAGCAUAAAAUCAAAGAACCAGCCAUAUUUCUAUCACUCAUUUUAUUUUUCCAUCAGUUAUUGUUGUGCAAGCACACAUGAAAAUGUUUAAAAAUGUGAUCUUUUUAAUCUUUCUGUUACCUAAAUAAUUGAAGAAUAUGUAACUCAAUUGAAUUAAUUCAUUAACUGAAAUAUGUUUACUCAAUUAAUGCAUUAUAGAAAAAUUUAACUUGAUUAAAGAUUGCAUUACUUUUAAACUGUUUAAAUUAAAAAAUCCAGAAUUAGUUAUUAGUGAUAUUACUUACAAGAUGACAAGUUGCUAUCAGUAUGCAGUGCAUUAAAUGUUCAACGCUCAUCUCCAUCCAAACCAUGUUGCUCUGUUUUUGAACGCAUCCUAAAAUGUGUCCUCGGUAAUUACUACUGUUACACAGCUAGUUAGUGUACAGUGUUGUUAAGUUAUACAUGCAGUAAUGCAACAUGACCAUUAUCUUUCAAAGUCUGAUAAAGCUAAAGUAGUAACUAGGAUAUCCAAGCUAGUCUUAGUUUGAAAUUAACAGUAGCUAACACCUUAGCUAUCAGUGUAACAGGAAGCAAGGCAUGCAAGUAUGUUAGCAUACAGCUUGACGGUCACAUAAGCUAAACUGCUAUCAGCUAAUAUUGUUUGUCAUUUGAAAUUUUUGUGACUGUUAUUUUUAUGCCUCUUUUUUGCACUAAACUAAAUUGUAAAUGGCAACUAUUUGCACAUGUCCUUGAACCAUACAAUUGAAUGUAUAAAUGUACUGUAAAGCAUGAUUUUUUUGAAAGAUAAAGCUUGUGACUGUCAAAUGGUUAGUUGACAAUACCAUUAUUAUAAGCACCCCAGUUCCCACUGAUCCCUCUAAAAAUGCUAUAUUUCUGUUUCUUUGUAAGUACCUACUUUUAAUCACCUUGACCCAAGUUAUUUUUAUAUAUGUGACUUCUGGGAAGAUUUUUGGCAUUUACUGUGUGUGUCUUUGGUCACACAUACCUUUAAACUACUAACAGGACAAGCUCAUGAUAUACAGUAUAUAUAUUUUAUAUUAUAUUGCAUGUUUAUAUUUAAUAUUUAAUAGCACCUCCUGUAUUAUUACGUUUUAAAUAAAUAAGAAGAUAAGGAUAAUUGAAUGUGUGUGUUUUUUAUUACUGAGUUAUCACCUUGAGGUUGGGAUUAUCAAAAGUGGAGGUUCUUUAGCAAAAAAAUAAAUGAAAAAAGUACUUGUAUUACAAUAUGUGCAUAUAACAAUUUAUUUAUACAUAACUAU
Oreochromis niloticus (Nile tilapia) is the source of this 5599-nucleotide messenger RNA. RefSeq lists its product as uncharacterized. The record is from RefSeq and is a predicted model, not a curated record. The transcript has 23 exons. The coding region runs from base 1042 to 4017 and encodes 991 amino acids. NCBI's taxonomy places the organism in Eukaryota, Metazoa, Chordata, Actinopteri, Cichliformes, Cichlidae.